Molecule: messenger RNA, 1887 nt
Organism: Tigriopus californicus
Lineage: Eukaryota; Metazoa; Arthropoda; Copepoda; Harpacticoida; Harpacticidae
Product: trophoblast glycoprotein-like
Exons: 6
Coding region: 267-1466 (399 amino acids)
Cellular component (GO): membrane
Molecular function (GO): protein binding
Source: RefSeq, a predicted model, not a curated record
GGCAUUCCUAGGUUCUACGAGUAUUUCCUAGGCCAAGGCCCUUCUUCUUUCUCCUUCUGGGCUGCUGAAUGGUGGGUUGUCGGUUGUCUCUCAAGACAUCUCAAAGUACAGCUUGCAAAGUUUGUCGAAGCAGGUGGAACCAAAAUCGAUCCCAUUGGUGCCACUCCAUGUCCAUUGGAGCUCUAAAAAGCCGCUGCCAUUGUCUAAAGCGACGACACGUCGAUUGAUUGCCAUUCUAGUUUGGAUUCUUGCCCAGCCAAAGCAUCAUGGCGGGUGCCAAAACCUUGUGGCUGGGAGUGUGCAUCCUGUUUACUCUGGUCUUGAUUUGCUCCUCUUAUGAUGGGGAUGAACCGGAUGAAACCGGAUGCCCCGUUGUGUUCCAAAAGCUAUGCACUUGCAAACGCCAGAAGUACCACUAUUGGAAGGACCCGGAAGAAAUCAUCUUUAUGGUGAAUUGUACCAACACGAACUUUAAAGACACAUCCAUGUUGGACACGUUGCCGGAUGGGAUUCAGGCGUUGAUCUUCACCGGCAAUGAUAUUCCGGUGUUACAUUGGAACGUGUUUGGCGUCUGGAACGAUCAUCGGGAUUUGGAGAUCGUGGACAUGUCCAACAAUAAGAUCCAAGAGAUCAAGGGCAAAGCCUAUCAUCAAGUGAGCUACGUCAAACGGUUGCUUCUCAACCACAAUGAUUUGAUUGUGAGUGGAAGACGGUUUCACGGACGCAUUCUCACCAAUUUUGUGAGGCUUGAGGAACUUCACUUGACCAACGCUUUCAGUGAAACCAUCGAUACCAAGUGGUACUUGAAGGACCUGAAGAACAUUUUUCUCGCCUCUAACCUCGAGCACUUGAAAACUCUUCACCUUGAACAGAACGAGAUUUGGUCCAUAACAGAUGAUGACAUGUUCUGUGCCUUUCCUAGCCUUACCAAUCUUCAUUUGGGCGACAAUCAGCUCCAGGAUAUCGAGUUCUCGUUGGAUUGUCUGCAAAAACUUAGGUACCUUGAUUUGCAGUACAACAAAAUCCGACGUCUUACCGACGCCACCUUAAACAAAUUGGACAAAGUCCUCAAAUCGGAUUCAGAGGAUCGAGCAGUGCAUUUGAAAGGCAAUCCUUUCCAUUGCGAUUGUCACCUGAAAAACUUUCAACACUGGUUACUUAGUACUCACACCACCCUUUUCCACAAGGAUGAGAUUCGGUGCUUUGACGGUUAUCCAGAACGAAACGCGGGAAGAAGGGUGACCAAUGCUGAGAUUUCCGAAUGUUCGCCAACCCACAACUCACUCACCAAUGUGCUUUUGUCCAUCUUGAUCUUGGUCAUGAUAGGCUUGGGUUUGCUUAUCGUUUACUAUCAUCGUCAGAGAAUCCAUUCCAGCUUCAAGCCUUUGGUUGUGAGCUUCCAAAAGUCUAUGCAAUAUCGGACCAUUGACAAGGAAGAGGAGCCACCAACAGAAGUCAACGUUUAGGUGAACCCUUUUACUAGUGGAACUCCAGCUUCCAGUCCCUUAAAUGCUAGAAAAUAUCCCUUAACCAAGAUACAGAGGACCCUCGCCACCCAUGAGCCACACUCCGAAUCUAAUUUGUGUAGCGCCCUCGGUCUCAGAUCAUUGUCAAUGCAAUGAAUGUCUACAACCUGAUGAUCUGGGUCCAGAAUUUGAUCUCGAAGGAUGAUUUCUUCUGGGAUAAAAUAUGACAGCUGUGACGUGACCUUAAAAGUUGUAACCCCGCCGAACUGCAGAUGAUGCACUAACAUGAUCACCCAUUUAACACAUUCCAUAAUACACAAAAUGUUUCAUGCUCUCUGUAUGUUGAAAGAUGGCAUCUAUUUUUGCAUUAGAUUUUUUUGAAUGAAAUUGUCGAUUUCGAAAUACAAUAGUCUACAGUAUA